UCUCUCUCUCUCUCUCUCUCUCUCUCUCUCUCUCUCUCUGUGGACAACACAAAAGUACCUUGAUUUCGAUCGGGUCGGUUUCUUCUUGAAUCAGUGGAUUGCGGGUUUGAUUCCUUGCUUCUAUCUGCCUUGUCUGGGUCUUUCUUGGUUUGUGGCAAUCUUGUCAAACUGAGUCCAGAAAGUCGGAAGAAGAUUUCAGCUCAUUAUUUACAGUGGUUCCAAGAACUCCCCUAGUUAAAGAACUUUUUUCGAGGAUCGUUUCUGCUUAGCCAUGGCAAGCAACGAAAAUCUUCCACCGAAUGUUGUCAAGCAACUCGCUAAGGAACUCAAGAAUCUUGAUGAAUCCCCUCCAGAUGGCAUCAAAGUCAUGGUGAAUGACGAAGAUUUUUCAACAAUAUAUGCUGAUAUUGAAGGCCCAGUUGGGACCCCGUAUGAGAAUGGCGUUUUUCGCUUGAAGUUGUCCUUGUCACACGACUUUCCUCAUUCUCCUCCUAAAGGUUACUUCCUAACGAAGGUUUUCCAUCCUAAUAUUGCAACCAACGGAGAGAUCUGUGUUAAUACGCUUAAAAAGGAUUGGAACCCAACUCUUGGAUUACGUCAUGUACUCACUGUAGUGAGGUGCUUACUGAUCGAACCAUUUCCGGAAUCUGCCCUAAAUGAACAGGCAGGCAAGAUGCUACUUGAAAAAUAUGAUGAAUAUGCACGUCAUGCUCGGCUUUACACUGGUAUCCAUGCCAAACCAAAACCUAAAUUCAAGACAGGGGCUAUCUCAGAGUCUAUGACGGCUCUAAACAUUGACCAGACUAAAACAACUGUCGACCAGAACAACGAGAUGCCUAAUGGUGCGAAUCCGAUACUUACUUUAAUGGCAGACAUCAAGAGAGCAACAACUAGCGGCCAGGACCAACAAGUGGCAAACCCGGUCGGAGCAGCCCCUUCAGGAUCCAUAACUGUAUCAGGAAAAGCAGUAUGUACGCAUAAAAAGGAAGCGGGAUUGGCCAAGGUUCAGGUGGAGAAGAAGAAAGUAGAUGCCCGAAAGAAAAGCUUGAAGAGACUGUGACGCUAUGUUAGUAUCUCAACUCUCCCCCAAACUGUUGUUUUGAUUUCAUAGGAGGGCUCUCUGUUUGUCUGUGACGAUUACUGUCAUUGUGGGGAAUAAAGUUAAAAACACAGAAGGCCAUGACAAGAGUGACCUUGGUAUAAUCUUUCUGCAAUUCUUCUGUACA
Molecule: messenger RNA, 1226 nt
Organism: Tarenaya hassleriana
Lineage: Eukaryota; Viridiplantae; Streptophyta; Magnoliopsida; Brassicales; Cleomaceae
Product: ubiquitin-conjugating enzyme E2 22-like
Exons: 7
Coding region: 272-1060 (262 amino acids)
Source: RefSeq, a predicted model, not a curated record